GCUAGAUUCAGGUGUCUACCCUGCUAAACUGCUCUACCUUUGAACAGACAGCCGGCAGCAGUCCUCGGUCUCUUGGUGCUGUGGGCAGCAUGGUGCUUAGAAUGGAGAACGUGCCCAGCGACCUGUCCCCCGAGGAGUGCCAGGAGCUUGAGAACAUCCGGCGACGCAAGCAGGAGCUGCUGGCAGACAUACAGCGUCUGAAAGAUGAGAUAGCAGAGGUGACUAAUGAAAUCGAGAACCUGGGGUCCACAGAGGAGAGGAAAACAAUGCAGAGAAACAAGCAGGUGGCAAUGGGCAGGAAGAAGUUCAACAUGGACCCUAAGAAGGGGAUCCAGUUCUUGAUUGAAAAUGACUUGCUGAAGAACACAUGUGACGACAUUGCCCAGUUUCUCUACAAGGGGGAAGGGCUCAAUAAGACAGCCAUUGGAGAUUACUUGGGUGAAAGAGAUGACUUCAAUAUCCAGGUGUUGCAUGCAUUUGUGGAGCUGCAUGAGUUUACUGACCUCAAUCUAGUGCAGGCACUGCGGCAGUUCCUCUGGAGCUUCCGGCUGCCAGGGGAAGCUCAGAAGAUUGACAGGAUGAUGGAGGCUUUUGCACAACGAUAUUGCCAAUGCAACCCUGGUGUCUUCCAGUCCACAGAUACUUGCUACGUGCUCUCCUUUGCCAUCAUCAUGCUCAACACCAGCCUGCACAACCCCAAUGUCAAGGACAAGCCGACAGUGGAGCGUUUCAUCGCCAUGAACCGUGGCAUCAAUGAUGGCGGAGACCUGCCCGAGGAGCUGCUCAGGAACCUCUAUGAGAGUAUAAAAAAUGAACCUUUCAAAAUUCCCGAAGAUGAUGGCAAUGACUUGACACACACCUUCUUCAACCCCGACCGUGAAGGCUGGCUUCUGAAACUUGGAGGUGGACGGGUGAAGACGUGGAAACGGCGAUGGUUCAUCUUGACAGAUAACUGCCUGUACUACUUUGAGUAUACCACGGACAAGGAACCACGAGGCAUCAUCCCAUUGGAGAAUCUGAGCAUCCGUGAGGUAGAAGAUUCAAAAAAGCCAAAUUGCUUUGAGCUGUAUAUUCCUGACAACAAGGACCAGGUGAUUAAGGCCUGCAAGACUGAGGCAGACGGGCGUGUGGUAGAAGGGAACCACACUGUGUACCGCAUCUCUGCACCCACCCCAGAGGAGAAGGAAGAAUGGAUCAAAUGCAUCAAAGCUGCUAUCAGCCGGGACCCAUUCUAUGAGAUGCUCGCAGCACGCAAGAAGAAGGUGUCCUCCACCAAGCGACAUUAGUUUCCCUGGUCUACUUGAGUGGUGGCAGCGGCAGCAUUGGCAGCUGAUGCCUCUCAGUCCCCUGGCAGAGGGGGGAAGAGACUGUGCAAAACCACCUGCCAUCCGGGGUGGGGUGGGGGACUAGCUUCAACUUCUGCUAUUCUUUUCUGGCUUGGGAGCAGGAGGGAGGGGCUACACUGAUAGCAGCCCUUUGCUGACUCUUAUCUACAAGGAGGCCAUCAUCCCUGCUAGUCCCUCCACUGGUCUGCUUGAAGCCAUCGUCAGUAGUCCAAAGGUCAGGAAGAGAGGCUGUCGUUCUCUUCCACUCCCCACCAAUAUUGGCUCACCUGUUCAUUGCUUGAGCUGGUGGGGGGGGAGGCAGAGUGUGUAAUGUAGGCUGUGCCUCCCAAAGGGGCAAAACUCCAUUCAAGCUGCCAUUGGGAAGACUCACUGUGCUAGGUGUUGGGCUGAUACCCUGAGACCCAGAACUAGGCAUGGACUGUGUACUGUGAGGGCACUGAUGGCUCUGCAAUAACAGGGGGGUCAAGACUCUAGCUUUGCAGCACAGAGAUUCCUGUGCCACUCUGUCAUGACAUUACUACCUUUUUUCUUUAGUUGAGCAAGCCUUUUUGGCUUGUUUCCUCCCAAAAGCAAUUGAGCUUCUUGAUUUCCAGGGGGUUCUCCUUAAUAAGAAAUUUUAUGAACUUUGUGGGGUAAAGAGCAACUGAGAAUGUCAGCCCUCAGCAACUAACAUGCGGAGCAGCGGGUCAGCCACCUCCAAAAGCUUUACUGCCCUUGUUCUAGAGGGCACUGACUUAGGCUGUCUCUGAGGCCAGCACGGGGCUCACGGCUCCACUGUGCCCUCAGGAGAAGGUGGGGCUCUUGUGAGCCUGGGGAGGAGCACGUGUGGCUGUGCUUGAGCUGGUGGGGUAACCCUUGCUGACGCUUUACAAGGGCGUCCUGUCAAGAGCUGCUGGAAAGCGUGUCACCCGGCAGUUGGGCAUGAUCCUGUCAUGUGCAGGCAGCCCAGAGCACUUAUCCGUUGUUACCUUUGCAGCUGGUAGCCCAACAUCUUGAAGAGAAGAGCGCUGGCAGCAUUCCUCACUCUACAGAAGGAAUUAGUGUAAAAGGGGUGUCUGUCUUGCUGCAGUUGCAUUUUUCUGCAGGGAUGGGGGCUGGGUGGGUUAGGGUAGAGGCUGCCCUGAAGCACAAGCAGGUGGGCGGUGUGGGGGAGCCCGUGGGAGGGGGGACUGAGGGUGUGAUGGGUGGGGCUGCUGAUGUUUGAAGUAUGCUGCCGGGGAGUUUCUGGCUGCCUUGAGGUUUGUGUGUGUGUGUGUGGGGGGGGGUGAUCUGUUAAUAGAUUGCCUUCCCCUUGAUAAAGGAUCAUGGUGCUCUUCAUCCAUUGGGCUCCUUGGCAAACUCCGCUUUCCUGGCUCAGUAUUGGACUAUUUAUCUGAGGUGUACAUACUCUCUGUAUAGAUUUUUUUUCCUCUCCCUUUAGAUUUAUUUGUAUUUGUUUUAAAUAAGAAAACCUGUUUUUGUGAAACAGAAGAGGAUUCUGAAGCAUUGCUGUGGCACAAGGGGAAAGCAAGGGGGUUGUGGGAAGGGGGUGGAAGGUAUUCCUGGUCAAACCACUUGGGGUACAGUUUUAUUCUGAAUCCUUUUCCUUUCUUAAUCUUUGCCACAACCCUGUGAUCUAGCACAGAGCAACUGCAGCAAAUAAAUGUCGAUCUCA
Messenger RNA from Gekko japonicus, 3000 nucleotides. It is a transcript of the gene CYTH1, whose product is annotated as cytohesin 1. Lineage: Eukaryota; Metazoa; Chordata; Lepidosauria; Squamata; Gekkonidae. The transcript has 13 exons. The coding region runs from base 90 to 1286 and encodes 398 amino acids. The record is from RefSeq and is a predicted model, not a curated record. Gene Ontology annotation, molecular function: guanyl-nucleotide exchange factor activity. Gene Ontology annotation, biological process: regulation of ARF protein signal transduction.